GAGGAAGAUCAGGAGGAGGAGGAAGAAGAGGAAAAAAGAGAAAAAGAAGAAAUAUCACAGGAAAAAAAAAAACUCUUCGUUGUCUUGCCUGGGCUUUUUUUUUCCCCCCCUAAAAAUAACAUAUUGGAAAACUGGGAGAAGUCUCCUUGGUUUGGAAAAAAAAAAAAAAAAAAGGAAUCUUCAGCCUAGAUCACUUUCUUAUCCGGACUGGGAUAUUAAAUAUACGACACAUCCAGGAGUUUAUUGGAGCGCAGACUGAUGGCGCAAAGGUACGAUGAGCUGCCCCAUUACGGCGGGAUGGACGGAGUAGGGGUGCCUGCUUCCAUGUACGGAGACCCUCACGCGCCGCGGCCGAUCCCACCGGUUCACCACCUGAACCACGGGCCGCCGCUCCACGCCACGCAGCACUACGGCGCGCACGCCCCGCACCCCAAUGUCAUGCCGGCCAGCAUGGGAUCCGCUGUCAACGACGCCUUGAAGCGGGACAAGGACGCGAUCUAUGGGCACCCGUUGUUUCCUCUGUUAGCUCUGGUCUUUGAGAAGUGCGAGCUGGCGACCUGCACUCCCCGGGAACCCGGAGUGGCCGGCGGGGACGUCUGCUCCUCCGACUCCUUCAACGAGGACAUCGCGGUCUUCGCCAAGCAGGUUCGCGCCGAAAAGCCACUUUUUUCCUCAAAUCCAGAGCUGGACAAUUUGAUGAUACAAGCAAUACAAGUACUAAGGUUUCAUCUUUUGGAGUUAGAAAAGGUCCACGAACUGUGUGAUAACUUCUGCCACCGGUACAUUAGCUGUUUGAAGGGGAAAAUGCCUAUAGACCUCGUCAUUGAUGAAAGAGACGGCAGCUCCAAGUCAGAUCACGAAGAACUUUCAGGCUCCUCCACAAAUCUCGCUGACCAUAAUCCUGCAUCUUGGCGAGACCACGAUGAUGCAACUUCCACCCACUCAGCAGGCACCCCAGGGCCCUCUAGUGGGGGCCAUGCAUCCCAGAGCGGAGACAACAGCAGUGAGCAAGGGGAUGGCUUAGACAACAGUGUAGCUUCACCUGGCACAGGUGAUGAUGAUGAUCCAGACAAGGACAAAAAACGCCAGAAGAAAAGAGGCAUUUUCCCCAAAGUAGCAACAAAUAUCAUGAGAGCAUGGCUCUUCCAGCAUCUCACACAUCCGUACCCUUCCGAAGAGCAGAAGAAACAGUUAGCUCAAGACACAGGACUUACAAUUCUCCAAGUAAACAACUGGUUUAUUAAUGCCAGAAGAAGAAUAGUACAGCCCAUGAUUGACCAGUCAAAUCGAGCAGGUUUUCUUCUUGAUCCUUCAGUGAGCCAAGGAGCAGCGUAUAGUCCAGAGGGUCAGCCCAUGGGGAGCUUUGUGUUGGAUGGUCAACAACACAUGGGAAUCCGGCCUGCAGGUUUGCAGAGCAUGCCAGGGGAGUACGUUUCUCAGGGUGGUCCUAUGGGAAUGAGUAUGGCACAGCCAAGUUACACUCCUCCCCAGAUGACCCCACACCCUACUCAGUUAAGACAUGGACCCCCAAUGCGUUCAUAUUUGCCAAGCCAUCCCCACCACCCAGCCAUGAUGAUGCACGGAGGACCCCCUUCCCACCCUGGAAUGACUAUGUCAGCACAGAGUCCCACAAUGUUAAAUUCUGUAGAUCCCAAUGUUGGCGGACAGGUUAUGGACAUUCAUGCCCAAUAGUAUAAGGGAACUCAAGGGAAAAGGAAACACACGCAAAAACUAUUUUAAGACUUUCUGAACUUUGACCAGAUGUUGACACUCAAUAUGAAAUUCCAGACAGCUGUGAUUAUUUUUUACUUUUUGUCAUUUUUCAUCAAGCAACAGAGGACCAAUGAGACAAGAACACAAAUGUGAAAUCAUGGGCUCACUGAGACAAUUCUGUCCAUGUAAAGAUCCUCUGGAAAAAGACUCCGAGAGUUAUAACUACUGUAGUAUAAACAUAGGAACUAAGUUAAACUUGUACAUUUCUGUUGAUCACUCCGUUAUGUUGCCUCAAAUAGUUUUAGAAGAGAAAAAAAAUAUAUAUCCUUGUUUUCCACACUAUGUGUGUUGUUCCCAAAAGAAUGACUGUUUUGGUUCAUCAGUGAAUUCACUAUCCAGGAGAGACUGUGGUAUAUUUUAAACCUGUUGGGCCAAUGAAAAAAGAACCAUGCUGGAGACCAUGGUGAACGUCUGGCUAAACCUCAUCCCUCGGACUCCGGCUUCAAGAAUGUGUUUUCAUGCCCGGCCUUUGUUCCUCCAUAAAUGUGUCCUUUAGUUUCAAACAGAUCUUUAUAGUUUGUGCUUCAUAAGCCAAUUCUUAUUAUUAUUUUGGGGGACUCUUCUUCAAAGAGCUUGCCAGUGAAGAUUUAAAGACAGAGCAGGAGCUUCUUCCAGGAGUUCUAAGCCUUGGCUGUGGACAAAACAGUCUUAAGUUGGGCAGCUUUCCUCAACACACAAAAAAAGUUAUUAAUGGUCAUAGCACCACAACUAGGACUUUAUCCGAGACUCAAAGCUUGGAGGAUAAAAAGGAGCAAGAGAAUACUGUAACAAACUUCGUACAGAGUUCGGUCUAUUAAUUGUUUCAUGUUAGAUAUUCUAUGUGUUUACCUCAAUUGAAAAAAAAAAAAGAAUGUUUUUGCUAGUAUCAGAUCUGCUGUGGAAUUGGUAUUGUAUGUCCAUGAAUUCUUCUUUUCUCAGCACGUGUUCCUCACUAGAAGAAAAUGCUGUUACCUUUAAGCUUUGUCAAAUUUACAUUAAAAUACUUGUAUGAGGACUGUGACGUUAUGUUAAAAAAAAAGGUGUUAAGUCACAAAAUGCGGUAAUAAAUAUUUCAUUUUUGA
Molecule: messenger RNA, 2834 nt
Organism: Balaenoptera ricei (Rice's whale)
Lineage: Eukaryota; Metazoa; Chordata; Mammalia; Artiodactyla; Balaenopteridae
Gene: MEIS2
Product: Meis homeobox 2
Exons: 12
Coding region: 259-1692 (477 amino acids)
Biological process (GO): eye development; positive regulation of cell population proliferation; brain development
Molecular function (GO): DNA-binding transcription activator activity, RNA polymerase II-specific; RNA polymerase II cis-regulatory region sequence-specific DNA binding
Source: RefSeq, a predicted model, not a curated record